AUGCUCUUGGGCAACAUCAACCGGAUCUCAAUCUUCUUGGCCCUGGUGUAUCUGUGUACCAGCGGCCAAGGAGCUCGCAUAGUAAUUGGCUAUCGUGUAGUCGCAGAAGCAGAAGCCCGUAGAAUCAAAGAUACAAAAACCCCGUUCAGAGAUCCGGCCCAUGACAGCGAGUUCGGAAGCCAGAUUGGCAAUGGCGUUUACCUGGGUAAGGCCAUCCCCGGCGAGUUACCUACGGUCACGCACGGUUGGAUAACUGACCAGCAUAUAUCCGCAGUCGAAAGACCAGGGGGAUGGCGAGAGACUAAGGGGAGAGAAAACUUCCACUGCGUCUUCAAAGCAGACGAGGACAAAUUCGACGAUGCCGCUAAAGCCUGGGUUCCGUCAACCUACUGGGAUGAGGGGGAAAGGUCCAUUGCGCAGUACAUCCGGGGAUUCGGUGAAGAUCCAGACGAGACGGUACGCAUCUCAUACAUUGCUGGCUACGGAAAAACCUUGCAGAUGCUCCUUCCUACCAGCAUGGUGAAUGCGGACACACUUGACAUUUACGCAAAAUGUUUCCCAUCGAAGGCAGAACUGAUGGAGUAUGAAAACGAGAUUGUUGACUGGAGGGACUGGAACCUUUAUGGAGAACCUGGUGAGCCUGGAUUGUAG
Molecule: messenger RNA, 651 nt
Organism: Colletotrichum destructivum
Lineage: Eukaryota; Fungi; Ascomycota; Sordariomycetes; Glomerellales; Glomerellaceae
Exons: 2
Coding region: 1-651 (216 amino acids)
Source: RefSeq, a predicted model, not a curated record